ACUGUUGAUCAGUUUAUGGAAUUGGAGAAAAGUGGAGCCUUACUAGAGAGCGGAACUUAUGAAGAGAACUACUACGGCACCCCCAAGCCCCCGUGCGAGCCCAGCCCUCUGCUGCUAAAUGUAACAGAUCAGCUCCUGCCGGGCGCCCGACCCAGCUCCAAGGGGAAGAGGAAACGGAACAAGUCGGUCAGCAACAUGGAGAAGGCCGGCAUCGAGCCACCCGAGGAUGAUGAGGAGGAGAGGCCUGUUGUCAAUGGCAACGGCAAUGGCAUCACCCCAGAGUCCAGCGAACAUGAAGACAAGAGUACAGAUGUCUCCUCAGGGGACGUCCCUCCCCAGACCUGUCCCCCCACCGAGACCCCCACCACCCCUAACAACGAGGUCCCCCAGGAGGAGGGGGGCGAGCUAGCCAAGUCGCCCCCCAAGCCAGAUGAGAAUGAGAUUGAGCUUGGCCCCCUGCCAGGCAACUGGGAGAUGGCCUACACAGAGAAGGGAGAGGUGUACUUUAUCGACCACAACACCAAGACGACGUCGUGGCUGGACCCGCGGCUGGCGAAGAAGGCGAAGCCACCAGAAGAAUGCAAAGAGGACGAGCUGCCGUACGGCUGGGAGAAGAUCGAUGACCCUAUUUACGGAAGCUACUAUGUGGACCACAUAAACAGACGGACACAGUUUGAGAACCCAGUCUUGGAAGCCAAGAGGAGAGUCCAGCAACACCAGCAAAUGCAAGAGCAGGGUCUGUCCUCGCUGCCCCUACCUACUAUCUACAGAGAGAAGCCCCUGUUCACACGGGACGCCACCCAGCUGAAGGGCAGCUUCCUGUCCACGGCCCUGCAGAAGAGCAACAUGGGUUUUGGCUUCACCAUCAUCGGAGGAGACGAGCCAGAUGAGUUCCUGCAGGUCAAGAGUGUCAUACCUGACGGCCCCGCUGCACAGGACAGAAAGAUGGACACAGGUGAUGUCAUCGUGUACAUCAAUGACGUGUGUGUCCUGGGCACCACCCAUGCCGACGUGGUCAAGCUGUUCCAGUCAGUGCCCAUCGGGCAGAGCGUAACCCUGGUACUUUGCCGUGGCUAUCAGCUGCCCUACGACCCCGAGGACCCGGGCGCCAGCGCCGGCGCCACCACCACCCUCCUCUCCCCCCUGGGCCUGAUGGAGCAGCGCCCCCUCCUGGUCAACGGACGCUCCAACUACGACAGCUACAUGGACUACAUCUCGCGCACGGCACGCUUCGUCCAGGAGCACGGUGACCAACAUCUCAACGCCCACCACCACCAUCAACCCCCGCCGCCGCCGCACCCUGGCGACACCCACCUGGACGGCUCCUCCCUGACGCCCGGUGGGCCGCACGGCGAGGACUCGGUGUCCAUGGCGUCAUCGGGGGCGACGCAGGCGGAGCUGCUGACGCUGACCAUGGUGAAGGGGGCGGAAGGGUUCGGGUUCACCAUCGCAGACAGCCCGACGGGCCAGAGGGUGAAGCAGGUGCUGGAGCCCCAGGGGUGUCCUGGUCUGUGUGAGGGGGACCUGAUCGUAGACAUCAACCAGCAGGGAGUGCAGGGCCUCAGUCACACCCAGGUGGUGGAGCUGCUCAAGGAGUGUGCCGUCGGGGCUGAGACAAGCCUGGUCAUCCAGAGGGGUGGAGGAGGUCACUAUUCACCCUGGAAGACCCCUAAACAGGUGUUGGAGCAGUGGGACGCGGCCCAAGGCCAGGGAGGGGGUCAGGGCAGCCCCCAGACCAGUCUGUCUGCCCCCGUUGUCCCCCACAACGCCCCCUUCCUGACCCGCCACCUCCACAGGGCCUCAGUCCCAGACUCUGCCCUCCCCGAGGGCUUUGAUCUGAGCAGGCCCGACCCCUAUGACCUCUAUGAGAAGUCCAGGGCUAUCUAUGAGAAUAGUAGGCAGCCAGGCCUGCCGCGGACCAUCUUCUCUGUGGACCACUCAGGGGCAGAGUACCAGGAGGUGGAGGUCCACCUGAGGAGGCAGAAGUCUGGCUUCGGCUUCCGCAUCCUUGGGGGAGACGAGGCAGGACAGCCUAUUCUGAUUGGGGCCAUCAUAGAGAAGAGCCCUGCGGACAGAGACGGGCGGCUGCGGCCAGGCGAUGAGCUCAUCUUUGUGGAUGGGAUCCCGGUGGCGGGGAAGCCCCACCGCUACGUCAUCGACCUGAUGCACGGCGCCGCCCGCAAUGGACAGGUCAACCUCACCAUCAGGAGGAGGCUACAGGGCCCAGGAGAGCCGUGUCCAGAGAACGGCCGCAGCCCCGGCUCUGUGUCCACCCAGCACAGCUCCCCACGAAGCGACUUCACCAGUGCCACGUAUCCUUGCAACAACGCAGCCCCACCCACUGACGCCAUGGGUACAGGUAGCACCACAGACGGAGAGCCGACCUCCAGCGUGCAGCAGCCACCGAGUGAUGUCAUUAUCCACCGCAAGGAGAGUGAAGGGUUUGGAUUCGUCAUCAUCAGCUCGCUCAACCGGCCCGAGACCGCCAGUGCCAUCAGCGUGCCCCAUAAGAUUGGGCGUAUCAUCGACGGCAGCCCGGCGGACCGCUGUGGCAAACUGAAGGUGGGUGACCGCAUCCUGGCGGUGAACAGCCAGUCCAUCAUCAACAUGCCCCACGCCGACAUCGUUAAGCUCAUCAAGGACGCCGGCCUCAGCGUCACCCUCCGGAUCAUACCACAGGAAGAGCUGAGCCCAUCAGCCCCUAGUUCACAGAAACAGAGCCCAGCAGUGACCCAGCAGCACAGUCCUCAGACCCAGCCCAGUCCCACCGUGGGCCAGCCCAGCCCUGCUGUCACCCAGCCCAGCCCUGCAAGCCCCAUCACACAGACCCCAGCCCCCACACCCCAGAUCUACACCCACGACAGCAGUUACAGGUCAGAGGUGAAAGCGAGGCAGGACGUGAAACCGGACAUCCGGCAGCCUCCAUUCACAGACUACAGACAGCCCCCGUUGGACUACAGACACCCUCCUGUAGCAGACUACCGCCAGCCGCCCACCCUGGACUACAGACACCCUCCUCUGAUGGACUACAGACAGCUGUCCACUGACCCCAGGCACUUCCCUAUGCCUGUGCCCCACGACUACAGACAGAUCCAGCCACAGAUGCCACAGGACUUUGACUUCUUCACCGUGGAGCUGGAGAAGAGUGUGAAGGGGUUUGGCUUCAGUAUCCGUGGAGGGAGGGAGUACAAGAUGGACCUGUUUGUCCUGCGACUGGCCGAGGACGGACCCGCCAUCCGCAACGGGAGGAUGAGGGUAGGGGACCAGAUCAUUGAGAUCAAUGGGGACACCACCAGGGACAUGACCCAUGCCCGGGCCAUCGAGCUCAUCAAGUCAGGGGGCCGGCGGGUGCGUCUGCUCCUGAAGAGAGGCACAGGGCAGGUCCCAGAGUAUGGAAUGGUACCUUCCAGUCUCUCCAUGUGCAUGAAAAGUGACAAGCAUGGCUCCCCCUAUUUCUUCCUAAUGGGCCACUCUAAAGACACGCAGACAGUACCUCCCCCUGGGAUGCACGCCCUUCAGCCUCCCCAAGUCUGUCGGAAGUAGCCCUGCCCCCAGACACUCUGACCAUGCCAUCGCCCUCAUCUCAUCUGACCCCGCCCCAGCAGCCACCAGGCCCUGACCUGGCUCACCUGCCAC
Molecule: messenger RNA, 3636 nt
Organism: Salvelinus namaycush (lake trout)
Lineage: Eukaryota; Metazoa; Chordata; Actinopteri; Salmoniformes; Salmonidae
Product: membrane-associated guanylate kinase, WW and PDZ domain-containing protein 2-like
Exons: 22
Coding region: 16-3543 (1175 amino acids)
Biological process (GO): signal transduction; receptor clustering
Cellular component (GO): cytoplasm; dendrite
Molecular function (GO): signaling receptor complex adaptor activity; beta-1 adrenergic receptor binding; SMAD binding
Source: RefSeq, a predicted model, not a curated record